GGGCGUGGCCGGCGCCGGCUCUUGCGGCGGUGCAGGGUUGCGGCGUGGGAAAGAGCCUCUGGGAGCCGAGCUUGCCGCCGAGGGAGCCGCGCCUCCGAGGCCACGGGAGGGAAGCAGGAGGCCGGCGGGGCCGGUGCUGUGCCCCGCUCCGCGUCCUUGGUUUCGGCCCGGCUGCGCCCCGCUCGAGUUUCGCCGCGAUGAAGCGCCCUUGCGAGGAGACAACCUCCGAGAGCGACCUGGAUGAGACUAUCGACGUGGGGAGCGAAAACAAUUACUCAGGGCAAAGUACUAGCUCUGUGAUUAGAUCGAAUUCUCCAACAACAACAUCUCAGAUUAUGGCCAGAAAGAAAAGGAGAGGGAUUAUAGAGAAAAGGCGUCGGGAUCGGAUAAAUAACAGUUUAUCUGAGUUGAGACGACUGGUGCCAACGGCUUUUGAAAAACAAGGAUCUGCAAAGUUAGAAAAAGCUGAAAUAUUGCAAAUGACAGUGGAUCAUUUGAAGAUGCUUCAGGCAACAGGAGGUAAAGGCUACUUUGACGCACACGCUCUUGCCAUGGACUUCAUGAGCAUCGGGUUCCGAGAGUGCCUAACGGAAGUGGCAAGGUACCUGAGCUCCGUGGAGGGCCUGGACUCCUCGGAUCCACUGCGGGUGCGACUCGUCUCUCAUCUCAGCACUUGUGCCUCCCAGCGGGAGGCGGCGGCGAUGACGUCCUCCAUGGCCCACCACCAUCACCCCCUCCACCCGCAUCACUGGGCCGCGGCCUUCCACCAUCUGCCCGCAGCCCUGCUCCAACCCAGUGGACUCCACACCUCGGAGUCAACCCCUUGUCGCCUCUCCACAACUUCAGAAGUGCCUCCUGCCCACGGCUCUGCGCUCCUCACGGCCACGUUUGCCCACGCAGAUUCUGCCCUCCGAAUGCCAGCCACGGGCAGUGUUGCCCCCUGUGUGCCACCUCUUUCCACCUCUCUCUUGUCCCUCUCUGCCACGGUGCAUGCCGCAGCCGCAGCAGCCACGGCAGCCGCGCACAGCUUCCCUCUGUCCUUCGCGGGGGCUUUCCCCAUGCUCCCCCCGAACGCAGCCGCCGCCGUGGCGGCCGCAACGGCCAUCAGCCCGCCCCUGUCGGUAUCAGCCACGUCCAGUCCUCAGCAGACGAGCGGUGGAACAAACAGUAAACCUUACCGACCCUGGGGGACAGAAGUUGGAGCUUUUUAAACUCUCCUUGAACUUCUUGCACUAGCAACCGAAUGUCCUUCAUUUCAGAGUCAGCUAGCAACCUCUGCACCCUGAGGGCAGACAUGCCGAUGCCUACAGAUCGCACAGGACAAUAAAGCUGUUUGAGACACAAACCUCAUGAGUGGAAAUGUGGUAUUAUCUUUUCUUGUUUUGUUUUGUUUUUUUUUGUUUGUUUGUGUAAGGCAGCUUGGUAACUGACAUCAGCAACUUUUGAAAACUUUUCCAUUUAGAAGUUUCCUGGAAAAUGUAUGGACUGUACCAUUCAGCAGUACAUCAGUAUGCCUGGAUGGGGGAAGAAAAAGGCCCUGACCGAAUUCUCUUAAAACCAGAUGGGGGGGAAAACUCGUGUUGCAUAAGUGCCUGAGCUAGGGAAGUUUUCUUCUGAACAUGUAACAGUUGCACAAGAGGAUGGCGGAAGGUAGGUUAAGGAAGGAAAAGUAUAGAAGUCUUGCUAUAGGCUGCAGAAAUUUUCAUACAAUGCCAGAGAAAAGUACUGGGUUGAAAGCAACAGGUUUUAUUGGUCAAAAGGAUUGCUGAAAAUAAUGUCCAAGUUGAAAGAGGUACCUUUAUCUUAGUUUGUUUCCUUUGUACAGACUUGCCAAGUGGCGACAUUUACCAAUGCAUUGGUAUAAGCAAUUAUUCCUUUAGUGCUCAGAUUAACAAGCAUUUCUGCUCUGCCUGCAAGCCCCCAGGCACUUUUUCUUGGGAUGGCUCAAAAUAUGGUGCUUCUUUAUUGAAAGCUUACAUUUAUAUCGUGCACCUAGGAGCUGUCGCCUCCCAUGUGCCCACCAGAGGCUGUUUGAUCCAUGCCAACUUGAAAACUCUUUGGUUUAUACGAGUUUGGGUUAAUUUAUUCAGUUUCAUUUGGACUACUUUUAUAUAUUUAUCCUUUUCAUUUUCUCCUGAUAACAUUCAGCAUCUAUUCUUGUCACCUUUGGGGGGAAAUUGCAUUUCUGGAGGUGAUAAGAUAGGAAAGAGCAUUGGGAAGAGAAAAGCCCUGAUUUUUAAAGGUCUUUGUCAAGGUAAUGGUUGCGUUUGAUCCCAAAGCAAGAUGAAUGUAUGCAGUGGGCUGUACAUAAAUUAUUUUUGUCCAUGCCUAGACUAGUGCUAAAUACGGUGUUGUGGUUUUGUUUUUUCUUUUAAUUUUUUUUGACAAAAUAAUCUCUUUAAUACAUUGAAAUCAAGCACAUAAGAUUUUAUGUUUGAAAGAUAAAAGACACAGCAUGUAUUAUGCACUUCAUUUCUCUGCUGUGUGGAGAAAGCAAUAAAACAUUACAAGAAUGUUAAACAUUAUGCAAAACUAUACUUUUAAAUUUUUGUUUUAAAAUUACUGUACCUGGUCCUUUUUACAUUACUUUGUAACCUUUUUCUAUGCAAGACUCUUUACAUAUCACUAAUUAAAUGAAGUCCUUUUUGACUA
Messenger RNA from Nycticebus coucang (slow loris), 2652 nucleotides. RefSeq names its product hes related family bHLH transcription factor with YRPW motif 2 (gene HEY2). The transcript is spliced from 5 exons. Bases 198 to 1211 code for a protein of 337 amino acids. Gene Ontology annotation, biological process: Notch signaling pathway; circulatory system development; regulation of transcription by RNA polymerase II. NCBI's taxonomy places the organism in Eukaryota, Metazoa, Chordata, Mammalia, Primates, Lorisidae. Gene Ontology annotation, cellular component: nucleus. The record is from RefSeq and is a predicted model, not a curated record. Gene Ontology annotation, molecular function: protein dimerization activity; RNA polymerase II cis-regulatory region sequence-specific DNA binding; DNA-binding transcription factor activity, RNA polymerase II-specific.